AUGUCGAAUCUUUUUUCCGGCAUUAACGCCCGUUUCCGAGGCGGCUCAGCUAAGCCCUCUGGCCCUCAAAAGAGCCCGACUUCGUCCACUGCCAGCCAGCCGCCACCUCCAGAGACGUCAUCUCAAGGGAGUCAAUCCUCGGCGAGCCUGGCCCCGAAGGUUCCUCCUCUGCCCAACUCUCCUUCGCUCGCCCAGACCAUCGGCAUGGAUGAAUCCAGUGGCGCCGUGGCUAGCGACGACCUCAUCUCUGCUUACCACCUGCCUCGACCUCUUCCCCUCUGGCUCAAUGCCCAGUAUGCCAAGCACAUCGUCAAGGGAAACUUUAUGACCCUCAGCGCUCGACCCAAGACUGUUGAGCAGGGUGAAUGGAUUGCGCACCAGGUUGUUGAGCAUUAUCGCAACCUCUGGAACUUUGUCCGGGUGCUACAUGAGAAGGAAGAUGACGGAUCCUCCAUCUGCAACUCGACUUCCUGCCCGCGCAUGUCGGCUGGAGCCAACCACUCCUUCACUUGGCUCAACAGAAAUAGAGAGCCCGUCGAGCUUCCAGCCUUUGAGUACAUGACACUUAUGCAGCGAUGGAUCUCGGGCAAGAUCGACGACACCAACAUUUUCCCGACCGACCCCUCUGGAGUCUCGUACUCGCACAAUUCCGCCAUCACCACGACACCUCUCUCCCAGCUGACGAACCCCGGUGAGCCCGAAUGGAUCGGCAAGCGAUCGGGCUUCCCUGACAAGUUUGUCGACAUUUGCCAGAUGAUCUUCCGACAGAUGUUCCGCGUCUACGCCCAUCUGUACUGGGCUCACUUUACCGAGCCCUUUUAUCACCUCAACCUUGAGAAGCAGCUCAAUAGUUGCUUCUCCCACUUUGUGCUGACGGCUACUGCCCUGGACAUGCUGAAGCCUGCCGAGCUUGAGCCCAUGCAGCCUCUGAUCGAUCUCUGGGCGGCCAACGGGACCUUCCCGCCGGAGUCCAAGGCUUAUGAGUAUGCCAAUCUCCGGGCGGGCGAGCGUCUUCUGCAGCUGUCCGGUGUGAGCCAAUAA
Messenger RNA from Fusarium keratoplasticum, 1041 nucleotides. RefSeq lists its product as uncharacterized. The record is from RefSeq and is a predicted model, not a curated record. Gene Ontology annotation, cellular component: cytoplasm; nucleus. Bases 1 to 1041 code for a protein of 346 amino acids. Lineage: Eukaryota; Fungi; Ascomycota; Sordariomycetes; Hypocreales; Nectriaceae. The transcript is spliced from 4 exons. Gene Ontology annotation, biological process: signal transduction; positive regulation of protein phosphorylation; cell division. Gene Ontology annotation, molecular function: protein kinase activator activity.